Molecule: messenger RNA, 993 nt
Organism: Echinostoma caproni
Lineage: Eukaryota; Metazoa; Platyhelminthes; Trematoda; Plagiorchiida; Echinostomatidae
Source: the annotation of a GenBank genome assembly
AUGUUGUGUCUAAAUAGUCCUGGAUUUGGUGUUUUUCUCCCAUUUACUUUGUUUCUUGUUUGUUGUACUCAAUUCACAUUCCGAAUUGUGGAAACCAAAGUUGAACGAUGGAAUGAACGAGUAAAUCCGUAUGAAAGGAAUCGAAACAGUACAAAUCCUAAUGGAGUACGACAACUGCGAACCAAUUUGUGGUUCCGCGAUGGGAAUCAGUUUCGUUCCACCUAUGAUUAUCGCCACUAUGGGCCCCGUGCCGAUCGGAAUACGAACAGGGGCACUCCGUUGCAGGCAACGAUCUCCGGGAACCCCGCAUCGAAUGUGCAAAUGGAUGCGGGAAGUCGGGAUGCAGAGACUGAACGUGAGUAUGGUCGCGGUUCAUUGUUCUGGGCACCUCAAGGGCAUCCGCAAGAUGAUAAUCGGAAAAGAAGAUGGGAUUAUGUUCAGGAGUUACGCCUUCUGGACCCUCCCCGAUCCAUCCAGAUGAGUGUCAGAACAGAACCCCCUCAGCCGAUGAACUAUAUUCCAGCGGACACUUAUCCACAACGAAUGGUCUGGAACGAACAAGGUCAAUUUUGGGGAUAUGCCACACCGAAUCGAGAUUUAGUAAAUGAUCAGGCAUACGGUGCCGAACGCCUAAUGAUUCCGUAUGACUCUGAUCAAGCUCAGCUGGAAUCGGAUACGUGUAUUCCACCGUUUUGUAUCCCCAUUGAUUGCGGUGAUUCAGAUAGUGAUCGGAGAAAAUGUCGCCCUAAUCGAGUUACUCUGUCUUGCACGGGAUCAGAAUGUGAUCCACAAUGUCCUUCCUCCGUCAAAUGCGUGCAAAAUGAUGUCGCUUGUUUGCCGGGCACUUUCGGACCACAGUGUCGCGUACUGAAUGCCUCGAAAUGCUGGCAAGAUUACUCCAUUCAAUGUGCGUUCGGUUGUACCACACCAAACGACACGGAAGCCCCCCUACGGUGUGUAUUUGGAGGUGUUCCAGUGCCCAAAAGGUUGUAG